GUUCACAAUUUCUCCCAUCAACACAACAAUCACCUGAAAAACCAAAGCAACGAUAAAGAUCAAAGGGCUUACAGCUUCCAUCACAACAAAGAAGUCUUCAUGGGGGAAACAAAAAAGAAAAGCAGAUCAAUCACAACACAAAGAGCUUGGAGUCUUGUAAGAAUGGCUCUUCUAUGGGGAAGAAAAGGUGGCAUCUUCAAGAAGUGGCACAUGUUCGAGCUACGUAACUUGUUCUCCAAGCAUCUCAAAGCCCUAGCUCAUCAUUCUAACAGCUUUGAUAACGGCCGUUAUCUCGGUGAGAAACAGCUCUCUUUCGACGACACCCCGGUCUUUAACGUUAAGAUGCAUCGUCCUGCUUCCAUGAGGUUCCUCUUGCCUUGCAUUGCUCCUCCCGUUGACUUUGAUUAUGACUUUGAAUUGGACGGUCAAGAUGAUACCGAAUAUGUUAGAUCCUUCGGCUACGACAAUGGUUCGUGCAAUGAGAAAUGUGAUCGUGCGUCUCCUGAUGAUCAUCAGGAAGAAGAAGAAGAGUUAGGGGUAGAUGCAAGAGCAGAUGAGUUUAUUGCUAAUUUCUAUGAGCAGAUGAAGUUGCAGAGGCAAAUCUCUUGUUUGAAAUACAAAGAACACAAUGAAGUUGUAUGAUGAUGAUUAACAAAAGGGUUUUCACUUUAUUCACUAUAUAUAUAGAUGUUUCUUUUCUUAAUUCUCCUUUUUGUGUUUUCUUUUCAAUUUUUUUGUGAAAUACGUUACAUGCAAGAUAAAGAGAUACAAUUUCACA
This is a messenger RNA of Brassica oleracea var. oleracea, 778 nucleotides long. RefSeq lists its product as uncharacterized. Bases 100 to 642 code for a protein of 180 amino acids. The record is from RefSeq and is a predicted model, not a curated record. NCBI's taxonomy places the organism in Eukaryota, Viridiplantae, Streptophyta, Magnoliopsida, Brassicales, Brassicaceae. The transcript has a single exon.